AGUGGCCAAGAAAGUGCAGCGCGCGUUCUAAGAAAUUUUAAAUAAAUUUUGUGGUGGAAUAAAUUCGAACAUAUAUAGAAAUGUUUAAAGUCGAUAAAAGUAAUGAGUUGUCUCAUAUGUUGCAUUCAAAGAAACAUAGUUCGAACGGAAGAUCUGUGGAGUCGUUGAUUGGAGAAUAUGGGGAGAAGAAAGAUUUUCUGGAAUUGCAUAGCUUAAUGGAGAAUACUGACACCGUGACGUUAGUUGCGAUCUUAAAUUCGAAAUUUGGACGAAAUGAUUUUGUAUCGUUUUGGAGUUUCAUCCUUGAAGGCCUUAGCUUUGGAUACAGUAGUCGUCAAAUCAAAGAAAAACGUUUUUUUUUGGUGAAGCAUUUACUAAAAAGUUUGCAACGUUUUGAAUUGAGAGACAAGCAGUCCUACGAUUUGAUAAAACGGCUAUGUCAGCAUGUAUCAACAUUUCCUUCUAACCAGUUAAUUUAUAUUCUCGAUCUUUGUAUCGAGGGAAUACGUAUGGGUGAUCGUAAAUAUGUGUGUUGGAAAGAUUUACUACCGGAUGUUCUGAAAGUUUUGGAGAAUCAACCACAAUUGGCUGUUGACGGCGUACUUAUUAAAGGAAUUGAAUUCCGUGCAAAUACAGUCAAUAGUCUGAUAACAAUGAAUUGGCCCAUAGAGAUCAUAACUUCGAUUGCGGACAUGUUUAGGGAACUGAAUUUGAAAAGUUCUGAAGUAAAUGCAGUGCUUAACAAAUUUGGUGGAUUGGUUCUAACAUUGUCCCCUAUUGAUUUGCCGCCAUUAGCUUUUCAAUUAUUUUCUAUGUGUUCGACGUGUACAGAAGUAAUGAUAUUAGUGCUAGCUUUUGACAAAUAUUUUUAUCGUUUUUAUUACAAAAAACUGUUUGCUGAAAUGGAAAGCAAUUCAUCUGACUUCGACUCUAUUGAUACAUUUUCCGAUAAAGAAAUGCGUGAGGCCGAGGAGACGGUUUUACAUCAUUUGAAUUACUGCACACAAUAUAAAAUAGGAGAAACUAAAAUAUUUGCUGGUUUGCGAAACUUUAGCUCAAUGCCCGACUUGAUAUUGACUCCUUUUAUGAUAAGUUCAAUAAUAUCUUUGAGCUCUGCAAAUCGGGAGCCCGAAUCACGGCGUAUUACCACAUCUUGUCUUUUGAAUUUUUUGCGCAGUGUCAUGCACAAUAAUGAGCAUGAACAAAAAAUGGCAAAAUAUUCAGCAUGGUUUCGGGAUACAUUGCAGCGAAAGCAAGUACAGUUGGAUUAUAUUCUCUCAGUACUUAUUGAUCAGAAUAAGAAUGGACAAGAUAUCAUUACACCAGGUUUGGUUAAUUUAACUUUUACUUUGCUUAAAACAAAGAACAAUGUGCCAUUAAACUCUUUGGCUAUGAGAUUUUUAUCUAAAUUUAUACGCAAACGUUUUGUAUUUGGACAUGGAAUUGUGAAAAAAUUGGCAGAAUGGAUGAUGGUAGAACAAGAUCAGUUUCAGUUUGGUGAGUGCUUACUUAUGUUGAGCGUUGCAGAUACAUUCACAGUUUCUGAGUGCGUAAAGACUAUCAAAUAUGUAAUGGAGUUUUUUUUGUGGUUACCAGGCGAUCAAUCAAUGCGAAUGAUGUCGUUUAUACUACCAAUACUAAAAAUAUCUGCCGUUGUGCGAGACGCGUUCAUUGAAGUGCUCCGGAAAGCCAUGAGUUCAAGCAUGAAACACAUUCGAACAAUGGCGGUUUAUGGUUUUUGUAUGGUUCUUAAGCAAUUGAACAAUAGUAAUUCUCAACGAUCGCAGUCAAAUCCGUCUAGUUUUUGUACCCAAAAUAUUUCCGCAUUCUCAUUGAUAUCUCAAGGGGCUAUUGACAGUCGACAAUAUCCUUACCGUUAUUUUGAUAUGUUAACCCAGGAAAUAAUGGGACUUCUGAGGAGUUGUUUUGCAAGUAAUAUUGUUAUGAAGAGGGUGUUAUAUGAAAACUUGCAGCGUGCUGUAGAAUUAAAUCCAAAACUUGUGCCGCAUGUGCUUCAAUUUAUUGACUGGCAUUUUCGUUCGUUUUUUCGGGUUCCCAAAGUCACUGACGUUGAAGGGAAUUUCAGCGUGAUAUUUGAUAAAGCUGUGCGGACCUCUCCAGUUAAUGCGUACGAAUUACAAAUUCAAGACAAUCUGGGUCUUUUAGUACAGUUUGUUAGCCAUUGUUUAAUUAAACUUGAAGAAUUCGAAAGCGAAUAUGAUGUAAGAGAAAUUAAACGAUUAUUGCGUUUAGCUGUGGAAAAAGUAAUUACCAAGGAGUUGCAGUUCGAAGAAAAGGAUGACAACUGGCAACCCAAAAAGAGCGUAUUACUAGAAAUACAAAUAAAUUUUUUAGAAGGCUUAAUGGCGUAUUCUUUACUUACUGCGAAUUUAAAUAAUGACACAAUUACACAUAUUUUGCCAUUAUUCAAAAUACACUGCAAGUUGAGUGAGACGUACAAGAAUUAUGCGAGCAUAUCGAGGAAACAAUUACAAAAAAAUAAUAAGACCAGUAAUGCUGAUGGAUCUACAAUGAAGAAUAUAACCAUUAAUGGUAUGGUAGUAAAAAACUUUAAUUCCACAAGUUUGGGAAAUAUUUGGGAUUUUCAUGUUAUUGAAAAGUUUCUGCGACUUCUGCAUGAGGAUGUUGUGCCCUUUGCUACAAGUCAUAAUACGGACGUACUUCGCUCAAAUGUAAAAUUUGUUCGGUACGUGCUGGAAAUUACUGCACAAAAGAUAGCAGCUCUGCGUGAUGAACCAAAAUAUAAACAAUUGGCUCAUAGUAAGCGCAUUUUGAAAUAUCUGGCAGAUAUAACAAAAGUUGUCUACGAACGUUGUAUUCGUCGUUUGGGAGACAUAUGGUCCAGCUUUGAUGAAAACACGGCUGCUUUAUCUGCCGAAUGCUUUCAGCAGUGCCUACAAACCGCAGACGUAAUUUAUAAGAAACAAUUUGUUGAAAUAUUCUUAAAAGGUUUCGAUUUGCAUUCCAUGAAUAACUGUAAGCAAUCUCCUGACAUUUUACAAAAUAUAAUCGACGAGUUCAUGGAAAUGGAAGAUUCUCCAGAUACAGUAAAUUCUUAUAAGGGUAAUAGGCAUGAUGAUAAUUCUGAUCGCAAACGAAUAUUACAAGCUUUGCUUCAAAGUCUUGAAGUGCUUUAUGAUAAUUUUUCAUUUACGGAUCGCAUAACAAUUGAGUCAUAUAAAUGGUUACUGAAAUUCUGCAAAGGCAACGUUGUAAACUCUGAAAAUUUGAGCUUAGUGCAUAAACUGCUAUUCACUCAACGACAAAAAACACACGCCGGCGCCUUCUUCAACACAAUUGCUCUACAAUUAUGCACCGUUUGGGGUGCUAUAUCCAACGAGUUUUACGACAGUGAGUGUCCCCCGGCCUUUACUUUCAAAUCAUUGACCAUGGAAAGUGCAAAACCAUACUUCUUAUAUUUAUGUCAGGCACUACGCAAACAAAUAGAUGAUGUAGAACACUUUAUUCUCAAAGCAAAUAAUUUAAACUUCAAAUGUCGUAUUGUAACAGACGAUGAGCGAGACAUGUCUCUUACUCAGUUACGUUCGAUGGAGCGAUCGAUAUGUUCACAGUUGCUUCAUAUCUCAAAUGCAUUAAAAAAUCUUGUGAAUGCUUGCAUUCCCUUAGGUUCGUCAAUGGACCACCUUUUGAAGCUUUUAAUGCAGCACUAUAUAUGUUUAAAAAGCCUUACUAAACAUUUCUUAAGUCGAGUUGAGGUAUCGCAAGUUUGUAUGCAAUCAACAAAGUUUGAGUUUUUGUUGCGUGCUAUUGGCAAAUCCCUUCCCACAAAUAUUUAUGCUCUUAUUUCAUACAUUGAAGAAAACGUUAUCGAUAAAGACCAAGAAAACCGUUUGAAUCCGAAAGCAGAUGGUGCUAAAAUAUUGCGUGAAACGAAACUUAUACCAAAAGUGGUAUUGCAUCUAGAGUCUUUUAAUCGUUUUGUGAUAAUUUUAUCGAAGAAAACAAACAGCCGCAUAUCUAAUUUACUGCAUCAAGGCACAGUUCAUGAUUUCCGUUUUCGCACACAUGCAUUGACAGCGGCAGUUCAGCGUACAUUUUCGCUAAGCAGGGAGAUUUCUGUAGAUUUUAGUGACGAAAACAUGACCGAAAAAGAGAUUAAGGAAGAUUACUUGGAAAUAACGAUGGACGAAUUGCCCACUGUGUCAAGAAAAAUGGGCAAAAAACUCGAAAGAAAUGACGAGCAUUCCGAUAAUAUAAAUGAAGCGGAAGAAACUUUGCAAAGAGCUGCAUCUAAAUCGGUUUUGGACGCCAAUUCAAAUCAUUCAGCUACUGGUCUAAAAUCAUCAAAAAGGAAAUUACGCAGUUGCGAUAACGACAAUGAUGGAGAGUUGUUCAGUAUUGAUAUUGUGGAUAGUGCGACACGCCCCUCUUCAGUAUCGGAUAAUGUGGAGGUCUUAGAGCAUGAAAGCAAUCAAGAAUCCGCUUCACAGUUAUUUAAAAACUUGGCAAAGAUCAAUAAGAAAGCUAAAAAAAGAGGAUUUAAAGAUAUUGAUGAUAAUGCUGUGGUGAACGCAGGAGUUAUAAUUCCACCUAAAAAACGACGUGAUCGUACGUUAAUUAAAAAAUAAAAUAUGAGACAAUUAAAUUAACCCUUCUGUUAUGUUAGUAAAAAGUUGCACAUGUGAUGUUAAGGUCACGGAAUGACCUAGUCGGAGUUUUGUAAUGGUAUCCUAUAAAUAUUUUUUCUAAUAUUUCUUAAUUUUACU
Molecule: messenger RNA, 4748 nt
Organism: Bactrocera tryoni
Lineage: Eukaryota; Metazoa; Arthropoda; Insecta; Diptera; Tephritidae
Gene: FANCI
Product: Fanconi anemia group I protein
Exons: 16
Coding region: 81-4610 (1509 amino acids)
Biological process (GO): DNA repair
Molecular function (GO): DNA polymerase binding
Source: RefSeq, a predicted model, not a curated record